AUGCCCCACAAGAAUGUGGUGACAUGGAACUGCAUGAUUUCAGGGUACGUUAAGAAUAGGAUGAUUCGCGAGGCUCGUGAAGCCUUUGAUUCGAUGCCUUGUAAGAACGUAGUUUCAUGGACUGCAAUGUUAAGUGGGUACGCGAAGAAUGGGAGGUUGGAGGAGGCGAGACGGUUGUUCGAUUUAGUGGAAAAGAAGAACGUGGCUUGCUGGAAUUCUAUGAUUUCGGGAUAUGUGAGUUGUGGUAGGGUAGAUGAAGGUCGAGUACUGUUCGAUGCAAUGCCGGUGAAGAAUGAUGUUUCCUGGGCAACGAUGAUUGAAGGGCAUUUUAGGUACGGGGCGGUGAACGAAGCUGAGAGCUUGUUUAAUGAAGCUUCAAGUAAAAGUAUGCUACUUUGUAAUGCUAUGUUGGCAGGAUAUGGUGAAACUAUGCACAUUGACAAGUCAUAUGAUUUGUUUAUGAAAAUGGCUGAACGUGAUGUGGUUUCUUGGACUUGUAUGCUUACAUGUUUUAUGAGGGUGGGGGAAGUGGAAAGGGCGAGGAAUUUGUUUGAAGAGAUGCCCGAUAAGGAUGCAGUUGCUUGGACUGUGAUGAUUAAAGGUUAUUUGGACCAGCGGAGGGUCGAAUCGGCUCGAGAAUUAUUUGAUCAAAUGCCCCACAAGGAUGUCGUUGCAUGUAACUCGAUGCUGACUGGGUUUCUUCGUAACGGAAAGCUGGAAUAUGCUUGUGAUCUAUUUACGAGAAUGCCGGAGAGGAAUGUAGUUUCUUGGAAUCUAAUGCUAUCCGGAUAUCUUCAGCAGGAUGAUGUUAUUAUCGCUCGGAAGUUCUUUGAGAAGAUGCCCAUCAAGGAUGAGACCUCAUGGAACACGCUAAUUUCUGGAUAUCAAACCGAAGAAGCAUUUAUUUUGUACAUAAGGAUGUUAUCUAAUGGACUCAAGCCUGAUCAAGGUACCUUAACCUCCGUGAUAUCUGUCUGUGGUAUUCUUGCGAUGCAAGGUUGGGGCAAAGCAAUGCAUGUUUUUGUUGUCAAGAUUGGUUAUGAAACUGAUAGCAUGGUUAUGAGUUCAUUGAUAUCCAUGUAUUCUAGAUGUGGUUUCAUCAAUGAUGCUUCUGUGGUAUUUAGCACAACGAAAAUUCGUGAUACUGCAACUUGGAAUACCAUGAUUGUGGCUCAUGCUCAUCACUCUUCUGCCGAGGAAGCUUUUGAUCUUUUUGAUCGUAUGACGGAUGCUGGAUAUCAACCUGAUCAUGUUACUUUCUUAGUCCUUUUGACUGCCUGUGCUCAUUCUGGAUUAGUAAGUGAAGGUUGGAAAUAUUUGAAGUUGAUGGGAAAAUGUGAUCUGACCCCAAAGCCAGAACAUCUUGCAUCCAUGGUUGAUCUUCUCGGUAGAUCAGGUUUACUUGCCGAAGCCUUCAAAUUGGUCAAUCAAUUCCAUUCGGAUAUUCCGACAUAUGCGUGGGGAGCAUUGCUUAGUGCCUGCAACAUGCAUGGAAAUUAUGAAUUAAGCGACUUAAUUGCAGACAAAAUUUUAGGCUAUCAACCUUGUAAUGUUGGGAUGUGUGUGCUUCAAUGCAAUAUAUAUUCUGCACGUGGUAUGUGGAAGGAUGCAUCACGUAUUAGAGCAAGACUAAAACAAAACCAAUUGAAGAAAGAAACGGGUUGUAGCUGGAUUGAUAUAAAUGGAAGUGUUUCUUGCUUCUCAUAUAAUGAUAAGUCUCAUAUUCGAACCGAAGACAUAUACAAAGAGUUAGAGAUGCUUUCUGUACUUAUUGAGGAGCUUGGGUUUGACAUACAUUAA
This is a messenger RNA of Erythranthe guttata (spotted monkey flower), 1800 nucleotides long. The record is from RefSeq and is a predicted model, not a curated record. NCBI's taxonomy places the organism in Eukaryota, Viridiplantae, Streptophyta, Magnoliopsida, Lamiales, Phrymaceae.